GAAAACAUGGCGGCUAAAGAGGAAGAAGCUGGUUUUAGAAAGGAAACUGUAGUCAAACUUUUAUCAAGCUUCUUUAAAGAGGACAAAACUAAACUAAGUGGUGAUGCUGCACUGCUCAUGUCAGAAAUGCUAAAAGUUUUUGUACAAGAGGCAGCUGUGAGAUCACAGAAACAAGCCGAAUCGGAGGACUGCAAUCAAGUAGAGAUCGAGCAUUUUGAAAAAGUUCUGCCACAGCUGCUUCUGGACUUCUAGGACCACCACAAGAUGGCGCCAGAAUGCUGCCAACAUAUUUCCACACUUUUUUAUUUUGCAGAU
Molecule: messenger RNA, 315 nt
Organism: Nematolebias whitei (Rio pearlfish)
Lineage: Eukaryota; Metazoa; Chordata; Actinopteri; Cyprinodontiformes; Rivulidae
Gene: cenpx
Product: centromere protein X
Exons: 5
Coding region: 7-252 (81 amino acids)
Biological process (GO): replication fork processing; resolution of meiotic recombination intermediates; kinetochore assembly
Cellular component (GO): Fanconi anaemia nuclear complex; FANCM-MHF complex
Molecular function (GO): protein heterodimerization activity
Source: RefSeq, a predicted model, not a curated record